AUGGUUGGCGUUCCACAUUCAAACGGCUGUGCCCUUUGUCGCGAGCGACGUAUCAAGUGUGAUGAGGGUGUUCCGGGGUGCAGCAAUUGCCAUCGUUAUGGUAAACCCUGCCCCGGUUAUCGGCGCACAUUUCGAUUUCAAGAUGAGGGACCGAAUCUUGCCCGGAAACAUCAGUCGGGCUCGCGACGAAGAGGAAGGCCGCGAAAACUGCAAACUGAGGAGAAUCACCAGGCAACCGCUGACAUAGUGCGUGGCAAUGCGGUCGCACUAAUGCGACAGUCAGCCGGUGGCUUUGACGAAGCACUUUCUUCCUCUCUAGUUCGGCAACAGUUCCGCGGCGCUCAGCCUCAACUGUUUUUGAGCUUUAUUUCACAUUCCUUUCCCACGCUCUACUAUCACAACAGAUUCAGAUCUGGGGAUGGCCUCGGUUUUGCAGAGCAUUUGGUCCUUAACUAUGGCACCGACGCAUACCUUGACAGCUCGGUUUGCUGUUUGAGUUCGAUUUACCUCUCACGGUUGACCAAUGACCAGACGCUUCUCAAGGCAAGUCGACAGCUGUACUCCAAUUCACUCAGAGCGGUCAUCAAAGCACUCUCCAAGCCGGAACACGUGAUGUCCGAUAAUAUGCUUUGCACCACCAUCAUUCUAAGCGUUUUUGAGAUGUACGCUCAAACCACACCAGACGCGUGGGUUGUACACAGCGAUGCUGUAAGGCGGCUCAUGAUCAAGAGAACCGCGGCCGCUUUCGAGUCUGGCUUCGGACGCUUCUGCUUCAUCGCCUUCAGAGGUUUUCUUAUUCUCCUCGCUCUGUAUGAAGGAAAACCAUGCUUCCUAGAUGAAAAGGAAUGGCAAAACUAUACUAUCAAGAUGAUGACCGAGGAUCGGACCAAGCCUGGGGAAUGGAGCGCAUAUACAGACCUUGUCGAUCUGGUGCAUAUGGAGACUGCCAAGUGCCCCCGAUAUAUCAGCGAGACUCGAAAUCUUCUCGCAGGAACCGAUCUAGACCAUACCAAAGUGCACGGUUUAAUCGACCGUAUACAGGAUACCUCUCAGCGACUUGAAUCUCUAAUAUCCGACCUCAGAUCCUGUAUCAGCGCACACAAUGAGCGUCAACAAGGAAUCAUCCAAGGUCCUAACAAACCCUUCAUCGGACCAGUUCCAGAGGUGUUUCCCGACACUGGACCUUCACUCCUUCUCACAGGAGCAGAGAACAUGUUACAAACAAUUCAAAGACUGGCCAACCGACUCGAGGAUAGACUUCGUGUCCGUGUGAUUGAAGACGCCCUCUCCCCAGAAUCCAUUAAUUCCCCACCCAGUGAGAGCAGCACAUACUCCACUUCCCCUUCUACUGCCAGCUCCAAGAGCUUCUCUCUUCCUUUCCGUGUUCAGUCGGAGCUCGGAAACGGCCCUAAGGCCGGCCAUGACCCUCGUGGGACCAUGUUCCUAGAUCGUGUGGCCUCGUCGAUGGGUGUGUUGGGUGCAAAGGUUGUAUUUGACGAGACACAUCAAUCUGCAUGA
Messenger RNA from Penicillium antarcticum, 1518 nucleotides. RefSeq names its product Zn(II)2Cys6 transcription factor. The transcript is spliced from 3 exons. Gene Ontology annotation, biological process: regulation of DNA-templated transcription. The coding region runs from base 1 to 1518 and encodes 505 amino acids. The record is from RefSeq and is a predicted model, not a curated record. Gene Ontology annotation, molecular function: DNA-binding transcription factor activity, RNA polymerase II-specific; zinc ion binding. NCBI's taxonomy places the organism in Eukaryota, Fungi, Ascomycota, Eurotiomycetes, Eurotiales, Aspergillaceae.